Molecule: messenger RNA, 354 nt
Organism: Soboliphyme baturini
Lineage: Eukaryota; Metazoa; Nematoda; Enoplea; Dioctophymatida; Soboliphymatidae
Source: the annotation of a GenBank genome assembly
AUGGAAGAAGUCUUUUCCACACUCCAGUUGUCUUUUGCCGAAGCUCAGACUCUGGCACAGGAUUGGGAAUGUUGGAAGGAGCCACUGAUCGAAGAGUACAGCAUUGCGGCACAGGUGUGGAAGCUGAGUUCGAGCGAUAUGUGCGAACUGGCUCGCAACAGCGUGCUUCAAAGCGGAUUUCCAUCUUCUAUGAAAGUUCAUUGGCUAGGACCAAAUUACGUGGAGGAAGGUGUAUGCGGUAAUGACAUGUCUCGCACGAACCUUCCGAACGUACGAGUGUCGUACCGUUACGAAACGUUGAUCGACGAAUACUGCAUGAUCUUCCGCACUUUAAUGAAGAAGAGUUGGCCGUAG